Messenger RNA from Cryptococcus wingfieldii CBS 7118, 735 nucleotides. RefSeq lists its product as hypothetical. NCBI's taxonomy places the organism in Eukaryota, Fungi, Basidiomycota, Tremellomycetes, Tremellales, Cryptococcaceae. Gene Ontology annotation, molecular function: cytochrome-b5 reductase activity, acting on NAD(P)H. The record is from RefSeq and is a predicted model, not a curated record. Gene Ontology annotation, biological process: ergosterol biosynthetic process. The transcript is spliced from 5 exons. Bases 1 to 735 code for a protein of 244 amino acids.
AUGACACAAGCCCUCAGCGAUUCCUGGGUGCCCUUCACCCUCGUCGACACCACCCAAUACAACCACAACACUCGCAAGUACCGAUUCUCCUUUCCCGAUGGGGAAGACAAGGUGAUCGGAGGUGAGGUGGCGAUGGCGUUGGGUAUCAAGCCGGAGGAUGAGCAUGAUAUCAAGGAUGAUAAGGGGAAUCCUGUUAUGCGACCUUAUACACCCAUCUCUCCUCCCGGGACCAAGGGCCACGCAGACUUUUUGAUCAAAGAGUACGCCAACGGCAAAAUCUCACCUUACCUCGCCUCCCUCAAGCCCGGAGACACCGCCCUCUUCAAGGGUCCUUUCCAGAAAUUCGUCUACCAGCCCAAUACGCAUUCGCUCAAGAAGCCCGAGGACAAGACCAAAUGGACGCUUUUGUAUGGUAAUGUGACAGAGGAGGACAUCUUGCUUCGCGAAGAAUUCGACGAGUUGCUCAAACAGCACCCCGACCGACUGGCGAUCCACCACGUCAUCGAAAAGCCCUCUUCCUCCUGGACCGGCGACAAAGGCUACAUCACCGCCGAGACCAUCCAAAAGGCGUUCCCCCGCCCCGAGGGUAGUCAGGAGACAGUGAGGGCGUUCGUGUGUGGGCCGCCUGGGCAGAUGAAGGCGAUUUGUGGGAUGAAGGAUGGGAUGAAGCAGGGGACGUUGGAUGGGGCGUUGAAGGAUAUUGGGUAUGAGCAGAGCGAGGUGUUCAAGUAUUGA